AGCGGCGGCGCCCGGAGGGGGCCGUCAGACCGGGAGCGACGCCGGAGCGACACAGAGGCGAUAUUUUCUUUCCUUUUGAUACCUCUGACUUUUUUACGUGAUUUUUUUUUUUCCCUACCUUUAUUUAUCUAGGGGCUUGUUUUCUCUGACAUUUCAUAGUUAAGGGCAUUUUUUCCCUUGCAAGAAGUAGCAGCGGAGACAGGAGAAUCUCGUUAUUCCGAGGCUCCGGGAGAAACCUUCGCUUUCAGGCUCGCGCGUAGAAGGCGCGGCGAGUCCCGCCGGCAAGGACAAAAGAGCGGCCGCCGCCGAGCCCCGACCCCCGCCCCGCCAGCAUGAGCAGCGCCGAGAUGGGCAAGUUCAACAUCUCGCCCGACGAGGACAGCAGCAGCUACAGCUCCAACAGCAACGACUUCAGCUACCCCUACCCCACGAAGCCGGCUGCCAUGAAGAGCCACUAUGCGGAUAUUGAUCCAGAAAACCAAAAUUUUUUGCUCGACUCCAACCUUGGAAAGAAGAAAUACGAAACUCAGUAUCAUCCAGGUACUACUUCCUUCGGAAUGUCAGUAUUUAAUCUGAGCAAUGCUAUUGUGGGUAGUGGCAUCCUUGGUCUUUCUUUUGCCAUGGCUAACACUGGAAUUGCUCUUUUUGUAAUACUCCUGCUGUUUGUCUCAAUAUUUUCUUUGUAUUCAGUGCAUCUUCUUUUGAAGACUGCCAAUGAAGGAGGAUCCUUAUUGUACGAACAGUUGGGAAUGAAGGCUUUUGGUAUGGCUGGAAAACUUGCUGCUUCUGGAUCAAUUACAAUGCAGAACAUUGGAGCUAUGUCAAGCUACCUCUUCAUAGUGAAAUAUGAGUUACCAUUGGUCAUCAAGACAUUUAUGAACAUCGAAGAGACCACUGGAGAAUGGUAUCUCAAUGGUGACUAUUUAGUGCUGCUGGUGUCUGUCAUCCUCAUUCUUCCCCUGUCCCUACUGAAAAAUCUAGGUUAUUUGGGCUAUACCAGUGGCUUUUCCUUACUUUGCAUGGUCUUCUUUCUGAUUGUUGUAAUUUGGAAGAUGUUUCAGAUUCCUUGUCCUAUGGACAGUGUCAUCAUGAAUGUGACAUUAUUUAAUGCAACAGUGGCACCUUUGGUAGAUGAAAAUAUAACAAUUGACGAUAUGUGCAAGCCAAAAUACUUCAUCUUCAAUUCACAGACUGUUUAUGCUGUCCCAAUCCUAACAUUUUCUUUUGUCUGCCAUCCUGCAAUUCUUCCAAUUUAUGAAGAACUGAAAGGCCGAAGCCGUAAAAGAAUGAUGAAUGUGUCCUACGUAUCUUUCUUUGCCAUGUUCCUCAUGUAUUUAUUGGCUGCUCUCUUUGGAUACUUGACAUUCUACGGAAAAGUUGAGCCAGAACUGCUUCACACCUACUCUGCUUACCUGGGUGCUGAUGUUCUCCUUCUUAUUGUGCGUCUUGCUGUACUUAUGGCUGUAACCCUCACUGUACCUGUAGUUAUUUUCCCAAUCCGCAGUUCCAUUACCCAGCUGCUGUGGGCAGGGAAGGAGUUCAGUUGGUUGCGUCACUGCUCCAUUACUGUUGCUCUUCUGGCAUUUACCAACAUGCUCGUUAUCUUUGUCCCUACUAUUCGAGACAUCUUUGGAUUCAUUGGUGCUUCUGCGGCUGCCAUGCUGAUCUUUAUACUUCCUUCUGCCUUCUACAUCAAAUUAGUGAAGAAGGAACCAAUGAAGUCAGUGCAAAAGAUUGGGGCUUCAUUCUUCUUUCUAAGUGGUAUACUUGUGAUGACUGGGUGUAUGACACUGAUUAUUCUAGACUGGACCCAGAAUGUUACAUCUGAUGGCCAUUAACUGCCCUGGUUUAAUCUCUAUAAUACUCCACUUCAAAUGCCAGUGUUCACUCAGAUACCUACUGAGAAUGAAAAUGAGCUAUUCAGCUUCCUUUAAAAGGCAGAUUCUUUGUUGAUGGUUCUUCUGAUCGUAGAAUAUCUGAACUCUGUCUUUAAGAAACUAUUCUGCAUGAUGGAAGUGGAUAUUAACAUCAAACCACGUGAGUGUCUGGCUGAAGGAAGUGACAACUUUAUUCCAUUCCAGAGAAUGGACAGAACUCUGUAGACUUUUAUCAAGCCAUGUUUGGCUUUCGUCAUUGUUACUUGGAUAUUUUGUUAUUUUACUUGAAUGUGCCUAAUGGAACCAUUUGAUGUGAGAAAGAACUCUUUAAUUUACAGCAAAGUGUUUAAAUAACCAAUGAGAGAGCGAGAGAAAGAGAGAAACGCUAUUAUUUUUUGUACCAAAAAUUCUUAUGGACCUCAAAAGCACUAUUUUGACUUUAAGAAACAUUUUUCUAAAAAGAAUGAAAAAAUAACAUAGAAGAGCUCAGAAAGAUAUUUAAUUAGUGUCCUAAAUUGAACUCAGUUUGAUUUUCUUGAUCUCUUCACUCAUGUCACUAGUGACAGGACCCAAGGAAAGGGCAUGAAGGUGUUUUUACCCAGAGGGUGGCUGGGCACUGGAACAGGCUCCCUGGGGAAGUGCUCACAGCACCAGCCUGACAGAGUGCAAGAAGUGUUUGGACAAUGCUCUCAGGCACCAUGGUGUGACUCUUGGGGUGCCCUGUGCAUGACCAGGUGUUGGAUGUGAUGAUUGUGAUGGGUCCUUUCCCACUCAACAUACCUUAUGAUUCUGUAGAGUCAUAAUUAGAAGAAAUUUUAUUUUAAAAAUUCUUCUAAUGACCAAAACAGAAAAUAAGCAAAUUCAGAUCAAAAUUCUCAGAUACUAAACGCUUUCCAUGAAGUUUCCUUAGAGAAAAUACUCCUGAAAAUCAUUUCAGGGUUUCGUAAGUAACUAGAGUUACCAAAAAAUGGUGUGGAAACACAAAUUUUCAAACUUUAAAAAUCCCACCCUUUAGAAAAGGGUGCAUUUGAGAAAAACAUAAGUAAUCUAAAAUUGUAAAGAUGGCAUUGACAUUUCCCUUCUUGAGGUACUCAGUAGUGCAAUUGAGUAAAACAGGGUUUGGGAUUUUUGCUUUUUGGGUUUUGUUUUUUUUUCCUGUUGUAGAUAGAAACUGAAUGGCACUGGAGCAUACGAUGCCAUUAAUACAAAACUCCCUCCUCAAGUUCCCUUUAUUAAUAAGGUCCAUUGUCAGUUGUAACAAUGUUUGUUGGGAUUUUUUUCUAUCCAAUCUAUCUUGAAACACUCUGUAGGAAAACAAAAAAGUCCUAAUGUAGUCUUCUAGUUGUAUAAUAUUCAAAAACUGUACAGUAUUUCUCAAAUUCCUCAUCCGUUAUUGGAUUUUGAAUUACUUGACUAUUCUGUUUCUGAGUCAAAUCCACAAAAUAACUGCACCAAUAUGUCAUGCUUGGUACUAACUCUCUUCACAUACACAACUGGGAUUCCUCUUCCAAUUUAUACUGUAUAGUAGUAUUAAAAAUAACCUCAUAGGCUGGAUAGUCAUCUCAUACUUGUUUGCUUCUGAAAUAGCUAAGUUUCUAAGGAGCCAUAGCUGAUGAGACAGGUGCUGUAUGGUUGUGAUGAGCUAUUUUGUUUCUAGUGCAUGUUUGCUCUUUCAUUCUUGUCCCAGGUUGAAGAGAGGUAGCAUUUGUAUAACAGCGUACUUGGCUUACAGAGGUUCUCAAACACAGCAAUAUUGGGUACAAAAGCCUAGAUAGAGAUUAUUAAUGAAAUAGUCAUGGCAAUGUGGUCGGUCAACUGUCUUCAUCUGACACGACGUUUUAAAAAUCUGAUUUGUGAAAUCCCACUCAUUGUGUCAGAGAGACCAAGUAAAGGCCUGUAAUCCAUUGAUUAAACAGUGCCUGAAACUUUUUUGCUCUUUUAGAAUUAAUCUGAAAUUAAUCUAAACAAUAAUCACCAUUUGGCAGAUGAUGUCAAGCUCUGCCCAGCCAUUUAAAAUCUAUGGAAAAACAACUGCAGGUAUUUUGUAUUGAUACUUCUGCAUGACUGUAAGUACUGGUCACUAAGACUAUAGUGUAAAACUGUAAUGACAAGUUAUAUUCCUCAUGUGUUAUUUGUAAUAUUAAUUCGGUGGUACUCAACUGGCAAUUAAUGAUCCUGGAGUCAGCACUGACUAACGCUCCGUAGGUACUUCUCUGCCUCAGGUACUGUACAUCCAUGGCUAACUAUUCCAUGUUACCUGAUCUCCACAGAAGUGCUGAGCAUGUGCCUCCUCAGUACUUUGGCAGCUUUUCUUCUUCCUCUGCAAAUGCGCAAAGAUGGAAGAGGAUUAAAAUGUUGUCUACCUUUGAGCAAUUUGUAGCACAUAAGGGAUGAAGUGCUUCCCUUGCAUUUAAAAAGAGGAAAGAAAGUGAGAAAUCUCCUCCUUUCUCACAGCAACCCUAGAAGAGGAAGGAGUUGUGAGAAGUUACUACAGAUUCCUUCUUUGUAGUUGGGAAGGGAAAGAGAUUUUUGUGGUGACACCUCAUAGUGUAUUGUACAUGUCACUAAUUCUCUGAAUGUAGCAAUUUCCAGAUUAUACAUUAUGUGUUAUAUAAUUUGAUGACUGACUCUCCACCUGCAACAGUUGAGUUCCACUUGGCUGGGUCGAUUUCCAACAUGUGAUUUUUUUAAUUAUUAUUUUUUUCCAAACCUGUCUGUUGAAAGUUACCUACAUUACAAACCACCUAAAAGAGCAGCUUCAGUAUUAAACCACUGUUCUGUCACCUCAGUUAGACAUUACUGUCUUCCAUGAUAUUUCAGUCAUAAAUGUAACAUGUUAUUUAUAAAACAUUAAUCCAUUAAAACUAAAACUAUUUUUCAAUAUUUAUGAUAGUCUAUGUACAUAAAUUGUAUGUGUGUACAUACUGUAAGUAUAAUGUAUAUAAUGUAGGUUUGGAGUCCAGGAUUUAUGUAUAUAUUCCUCUCUCAUUACUGAUUGUUACAUCAUUUCAAGGAGUUGUCCAUGUUGUACAUCUGUGUAACAGCUGUCAAAGGAAAGAACCUUUUUCAACAAAGUGUAAUGCUUACAGAGAUGAAAGAAGUGUGUUACGCCUAAGGUGUGUAAGAAAACACUAAGAUUGUAUUUAUUACAAAUGUAUAUGUUGCAAUAAACACAGGAAUCACUUGGGUCCAUAGAAAGCAUUGUUCAGGUUCAUGUAUACUUUCUCUCUAAAAUUUACCAUGGAUGUUACGAUUUCCUGAAUGCAGCAAGUUCACCACCUCUUCGAUCUAACGCUCGUUAGUUCGGCCGCCAGGUUCGGGCAUCCCGCGGUACAUCCGUGUACAUAUGUAAAUACCCGCCUUACUGGGAGGGGCCAACAGCCUAGCUACGGUUGCAGGCUAGACUGGUGGCCAGCAACACCGUUUCAAUGAAACAUUGUAUGUUUGUUUUAACUGAAAUAAAUAAAUAGAUAAUCCUAA
Pseudopodoces humilis (Tibetan ground-tit) is the source of this 5357-nucleotide messenger RNA. It is a transcript of the gene SLC38A2, whose product is annotated as solute carrier family 38 member 2. Gene Ontology annotation, cellular component: plasma membrane. NCBI's taxonomy places the organism in Eukaryota, Metazoa, Chordata, Aves, Passeriformes, Paridae. Gene Ontology annotation, biological process: L-glutamine transport; amino acid transmembrane transport. The record is from RefSeq and is a predicted model, not a curated record. Gene Ontology annotation, molecular function: L-glutamine transmembrane transporter activity.